This is a messenger RNA of Periophthalmus magnuspinnatus, 1763 nucleotides long. Its product is annotated as cathepsin S-like. Gene Ontology annotation, biological process: immune response. Gene Ontology annotation, cellular component: lysosome. The record is from RefSeq and is a predicted model, not a curated record. The transcript has 8 exons. Bases 114 to 1118 code for a protein of 334 amino acids. Lineage: Eukaryota; Metazoa; Chordata; Actinopteri; Gobiiformes; Gobiidae. Gene Ontology annotation, molecular function: cysteine-type endopeptidase activity.
GUGCGUCAGAUGAUCAGGAUCAGGGCACGCACAACCUGGAGCCGCCAGACCACGUGACUCUCCGGGCUCAAUAAAACUGCGAAACCCCGCGGCUGAUCAACAACAUUGGCACGAUGCAUUCAACUUGGAAAGGUCUGACGGUGGAAGGCUGGCUGCUGGUUCUUUUCUGUACUGUGGCUUUAGCUAAACUGGACUCCAGUCUGGACAGGCACUGGGACCUAUGGAAGACAAAAUAUCAGAGAAAGUAUCAGAAUGAGGUGGAGGAGUUGAACCGCAGAGCAGUGUGGGAGAAGAACCUGCUGUACAUCAACAGACACAAUCUGGAGGCGUCGAUGGGUCUUCACUCCUACACGAUGGAGAUGAACCAUAUCGGAGACCUGACUAAAGAAGAAGCCCAGCAGAGGUAUACCACACUUAGAAUUCCAAAGGAUUUUAAGAGGAAACCAUCUGCGUUCAAAGCCCCAUCUGCAGGUGUCCCAAGCAGUGUAGACUGGAGGAAGGAUGGCUAUGUGACCAGUGUCAAGAACCAGGGCAGUUGUGGCUCGUGCUGGGCCUUCAGCGUGGCUGGGGCCAUGGAGGGUCAUUUAUACAGAACCACAGGAAAACUGGUGGACCUCAGCCCUCAGAACAUGGUGGACUGUGCUGGAGGAAAAUACCAGAACAUGGGGUGCAACGGGGGCUAUAUGCACAAAGCCUUUGAGUAUGUCAUUGAUCACGGGCUUGAGCCGGAAGCUAAAUACCCCUAUGAAGGAAGAGAUGAUAAUUGUCGAUACAACGCUGAGUACAGAGUAGCUAACUGCUCUUCAUACAGCUUUGUGGAAGAGAGGAACGAGACGGCGUUAAUGGAGGCUGUUGCUACUAUUGGUCCUAUUGCUGUUGGAAUUGAUGGUGAUCUGAUUUUUUUCUAUUCGUCUGGAAUAUUUUCUGAUCCAGCCUGCAUUGAAAGGGUAGACCAUGGAGUUCUGCUUGUAGGGUAUGGUACAGAUAAUGGUGUGGACUACUGGCUGGUGAAAAACAGCUGGGGACCUGAAUGGGGAGAAAAUGGCUUUAUUCGGAUCGCACGCAACAGGGGCGAUAUGUGCGGCAUUGCAACCUAUGCAACCUACUGUAACAUCUAGGACCUUCCUGCCUGCCCUCAUAUAUGGGCUUUCCCCAUCAUAAUAAUAAUACAACUUUUACAAUAUUUGAAUGUACAGGACCUGUGACUUAUAUGAUGCAACUGUUCUCUAUAUACUAACGCCAGUCCCGGGAAAACUAGGGUUAAAAAAUGAUACACAGAUACUAAUCAAUACUAAAACUUAGAGGUGUAAGACAUAUUGAAAAUGUAGAAUAAUUGUUCUUCUUGAGAUUUGUCAAAUGUAGAUUAUGUAUUUGUAUUAUGUAUUAUGUAUGUAUUUUGCCUACAACUGGGUGAUUUUUAUGAAAACCCCAUUUAGAAAGGACCCAACCACAAAAAAUUUAGUGCCUUAAAGUGCCUUAAAGUACACUUUUAUCUUUGUAAGCAUCAGACUGAGAUCUGAACUCAUUAACAUACUUUUGUAUGUAUUUUAAACAUUUUUAUUAUAAAUUUUUUAGUUUUGUUGUGAGAAGGUUAGUACAUGUUAUCAUUACCUCAACACAAAAUUACCUCUUCAUUUUUCUAAUAAAUAUGUCCUUUGAAUUAUUUCAGAAACUGUACAGUAUUUUCCUUUUUGUAUUUUGCCCAAAUGAAAAUAACAGUCUUCAUUAUGUGCAUUUUUUAAAAUAAAAGAUCUUUUAAUGAC